Molecule: messenger RNA, 3245 nt
Organism: Photinus pyralis (common eastern firefly)
Lineage: Eukaryota; Metazoa; Arthropoda; Insecta; Coleoptera; Lampyridae
Product: agglutinin-like protein 5
Exons: 7
Coding region: 71-3196 (1041 amino acids)
Source: RefSeq, a predicted model, not a curated record
UUUGUCAUUUUACAGAUUGUAGUGUAGUUUCCCAAAUCUUGCUUAUUGACAUAUUUGAUUCAAAAUUGAUAUGGAGUUUGAUGAAAGUUGUGCCAAGUGCCAAAAAUUUGUUAAAUUUGAUAGCGAAGCUUUGUGCUAUUGUGAAACAUGUUUUUAUGUUUAUCACGCCACUUGCGCUGGGCUCUCAAAGGAGGAUGUCGAAUUGAUGACAACAUUUGAACAUUCUUCUUUCAACUGUGAUAAAUGUAAAAAUGAAGAAAAACAGCAAUCGAGCGGUCUGGGUUUAACACCAAGGCGACCAUUAACGAAAAGUUCUAAGCCAGAGGUUCGCUUUACUCUCACAAGGUGUCCAUCGGAUUCCUCUGAAGUGAGUGAACAGGCCGGCACCGUUGUCGAAGAGAAGGUCAUGGUGCAUGCCGCACUGGAUGGGUCUGUUGAGCACACGAUCUCUCCACCCGUUUCGAAGAGAGUUACAAAUUCAGACUCACGUAAACGAACCUAUCAUGAAAUUACCAAUGAAGAAAUUAUAUCACUGUCAGACCUACCAAAGACGCCUAGAUCAAGAAAAAGUUAUAAAGAACACGUAACCGAGAGAAUUCGAUCAAGCCCUAGGCUUAAUCCAGUUACAGAGCUAUUUAAAAAUGUCACAACCGAUUUGAAGGAAGAAUCGUAUGUAGAAUCCGAUGUGAAUGAGCCUGAACAAAAUUUGGUUGUAACGACAACCAGAACGUUGAGAUCACGAAGAAGUUAUCAAGAAUUCACAAAACCGUCACAGUCAAGCACAAAUCUUAGGAAAACAAAAUCGAAGACGCAGGAAACUAAGUCGUCUCUUUGUAGGGACGUACUUGAAAAUAAUGCUUUCAACAAGAUGGUGGCCCUUUCGACACCUACUAUUGAACAAGACAUCUCCACACUUCCAAGCGAAGAAAACCAGAACAUCGUCUCUACAACAGAAAAUCAUGCUAACGAAAGCUAUCAAUGUGAGCAGAUGGACGUAUCUGAAAUCAUUGAAAGUGAUCCGGUUGUGGCUUCGGAAGUCGAAGUCCCUACGAAUAACCAAGACAAUGAUGCGGAAUCUGGUCUGAACGUUGAAAUUAAACCUGACGUUGUCAGUGCAGAUGUCGAAAUUGGCGCGUCGGGCGAGGAAGCAGGCAAACAAGUGCCGGAAGUCAGUUCUUCUGUUGAAGUUGGUCCAUUAACCGAAGAAAAUUUCAAUCUGUAUGACGAUUUGCAAGAUGACAUUUAUGGAUUGGCCGAUCCGGACAUGUAUCCCUGUGAUGUGCCCAUCGAAUUGAAUGAAGAAGUUUGCUUAUCUUCUAUCGCCCAACAGGAAAGUGAUGCUGAUGUUUUAAAUUUAUCUGCUGGUGAACAUUCACUCUGUUCUUCAAAAGUUGACGAAGAAGAGAGGUACAGUGAUCUUGAUCCGACUGGCUUAAAAUCAGACUCCGAACAUGAUAGCGCACACCCAUCGACUUCAAACGACGGCGAAGUCAUCGAGCUUAGCAGUGACAGUGGCGAAAGGGAUUUGGACUCUCCUUCGGAAUCCGAAUUGAACUCUUCGCUAAAUGCGGACAGUUAUAGCUCUCGUUCUCGUUCAUCUGAAGAACUAAGUACGACCAGUGAAGCCGACUCGUCAAAGUCGGAAACCGACGUUUCAAGUGCGGAUAGCAGUUUGGAAAAGUUGGUACAUUCAUCGGAAGCCAUAACUGAGAUAAAUUUGCUAGACGUGUCCGAAGAAAAUACAGUGACGAAGUCUGCUUUGAAUGAUAACGAUGAAAACGUCGAGCGCGAGGAAUCGAAUAAAAAUGCAGACGCUACAGUACCAAAAAGCGAUUCUGUUGUUGACAGCAAUGAGGAAAUUGCUACAGCAUCCAGAAGAGAUACUCUUUCAGAUGAUCCCGGUGUUCAACCGGUAAAUCAAGAAUUAAACGAAUCUGAUAUUUUUAACACACCAAGUCAAAAUGCGAACGUAAAUCAGGAUGCAAGUUCUGUGGCUUGUGGAAGUAACGCAGAUAUCUUUAAUGAAACUGUUGAAAGUGUCAAGUAUGACAUUAUAGAUGAAAGCAGCUUUCUAAAGACCCCCCCUGAUUGUACUCCUUCAGAUAAUCGUGCAAGGAGUAGUGAUACAAACAAGGAUGAAGUUACAAAAAAUUCGUCUAUAAGUUACGAUGGUCUGUUAUCUCUGCAAACGGAACAACAAAGUACACCAGUAACACGUUCCAAACGAUCACUGCAACGUAUGGACACUCCAGACGUGAAAGAUAUGAGGAAAUUUUCGCUUAAAAGGAAUAUGAGCACAUCAGAACCUAAUAUCAGUGGCGAAUUAGUACCAGCGAAUACCUCAAUUGGAGACUCUCGGCAAACAAUUCCAGCAAGUAGAAAAAGAAGUGCAAGUGUUGACAUACUAACAGAUGCAGAAGCAUUUGAAGGCAUAGCGAGUCACUCUACACCAACAAAGGACGAAGCUGUGCCGGCCAGAAGGAAAAGAAGUGCAAGUUCUAGCACAACAGCGCAAUCACACGACACUAUAAUAUCUAGCUCAAAAUCAACAGCAAUCCCGGCAAGAAGGAAACGAAGUUUAAGUGCUAACGAUACCACACUAGAAUCUUCAAGCUUUCAACGAAAUUUACGUAGUAGAAGUGUGGAUAUCGAAGGAGCUCCCCAAAAGCUCGAAACAACUAGUUCUGCUAAGAGUAGUAAUAAAACAACUGAAAGUAGGAGACGCAAAAAGACACCGCCUACUUCAUCCCUACCUAAAAUUGAUGAAGACUACACCAGCUCCAGGAGGCUUACUCGCAGGCAAGCCAAAAUGUUAGAAAAAGCUAUAGGCGAUCAUGUAACUACGCCCGUUACUGAACUAAGUACAGAUACAAUGCAUUCGGAUGAAUCCCUACCAUCAAACGUGUCGGAUGAUGCGAUAGGUUAUCGAUUGAGAAGUAGAAGUGUCUUGUCAGAUUCUUCGGUCGUCCAUUCUGAAGCCGAUAAUUCUAUUAACGUUACUAUGGAAGGAAAUAAAUCAAGUACACUCCAAACUGAAAGUCAACCUCGGAGGUUAAGGAAAACAAGACUGAAUUCUAAGGUGAUUAUUCUGAUUUCAAGAAUUAACAUUGGCAAAAUAAAUGUUUGCUUGUUUCAUGUUUUUGUCAAAUGUUACAAAUCGAAUACUAACCACCUCUUCUUGGGCUUUAUGAGAUAGCAAAGGUGUAUCUCACACGGUUUGGUAGGUAGGGUGUGUUUCUCAAAUC